Ipomoea triloba (trilobed morning glory) is the source of this 2275-nucleotide messenger RNA. RefSeq names its product F-box protein SKIP24. The transcript has 5 exons. Gene Ontology annotation, molecular function: protein binding. The record is from RefSeq and is a predicted model, not a curated record. NCBI's taxonomy places the organism in Eukaryota, Viridiplantae, Streptophyta, Magnoliopsida, Solanales, Convolvulaceae. Bases 34 to 753 code for a protein of 239 amino acids.
CCUAACCUAGACGAUACACACAGACACCCGAGAAUGUCGGCGUCGGAGUUACCGGACGAGCUAUGGAGAAGAAUUUUGGAAACCGGAAUUCACCUCUCCAACUUGAGCUACAGGGACCUCUGCUGCAUCUCAAUCACUUGCCGGCGUCUCAACCGCAUCUCCGGCGAGGAUUUUCUCUGGUAUUCUCUGCUUUCCUCGGAUUUUCCCCAACCUCACCACAACGAUCCUUCCUCCGCUUCUACCUCCAGUAAAAAGAAAUCCCUUUACAAAAUCAGAUAUGAAAGGGAUAGGGAGCGCAAGCGGUUAGCGCACAGAAGAGCUGUUUUGAGAAUGGAGAGUGAAGUUGCUGAGCAUCGGAGGAAGGUUCAGGAGUUAGAGCUUCAGUUGGCGGAGGAGAAAGAGAAGAUGAAAAGCGCCGUUGUUGAGUUGUCGAAUUUACGAAGGGUGAGGCAAGCAUCAGUUGCACUAAAUGUGUGGCAGCCAGAUGUUAUUCGAGGCAGGCAAAAACAGGUGGUUGAGCAGUGCAAUGUACCGGUUGAUUCUCGAAUCAAUUCCACUGAAAUGGAACUCAGGCUUUGUAGGCAACAAAUUGAAGGAUUUGAUAAGGCCCUGAGAGUUGAGGUUCGAAGGUUAGAAGCUGCAAAGGAAAAGUUGGCUUCGGUAAAAUAUCACCCCUUGCAAGACAAUAACCUGGCACCCAGCCCACUUGGCACUAGAAAGAAAAAGUUGAAAUCUUCAUCAAAUGUUUCAUAAAUGAAGACGAGUAUAUGCUCCGUAUUAAAGAUGAGGCCAUGCUCAUGCAUUAUUGUCCUUCAUUACACAAUUGUGGAGAUUAUACUUCCAACAUAGUGGAUCAUGGAUGAGGACCUAACACAUAUCUUUGUAACUCCAUGAAGGUUAGACAAAUAGUAACCCUCUUUUGGAUGAUGAGGGAAUCACCACAACCUUUUCAGGUGUAAGUAAACCCCGCAUUGUGACCCUAGCCGGCAAAAGACCACAAGGAAGUAAAUCAACUUAUUUUACCCAUAGCUGACCGGCUCAAACCAAGGGGGCAUGGAUUCGAACUCGUGACCUUGUGGUUACUAGUGUGGAUCACUUGCCAUCUUGGCUGAGGUUACUCCCAAUAUAGUAACCCUCUUUGUUUUGGGAAGGGGGAGUGGAUCAUCUGUGAAGACUAAACCCUUCAACUGCUACCAAGUUUCAGGUUGUGCCACCAUGGUCUAGGAUAUCUGGUUUGUUUAGAUCUUCACACUAGAGAUCCUUUCAACUAUUGCUUCGAUAAACUCCUACCAUACUUGCUAGCUUGCUUCACUUUCAAUCACGCUGGCUCAGCAAGUUUUUUGCAUUUCUGUUAGUUCACUUGAACAUCCCGGCUAGCAGAGCUAUCAUGCUAGUUCAUGUAGUAUAAGUUAGAGAAAGUUAAGUAUAACAUAAUAGUGUGUUAUUGAUAUGCCUUUGACAGGAAAUCGUCAUUAUCUCUUGGUGGGUGGGGUUGAAUUUUUCUCUCACAAUAGUUGAUAGUGAUUAUACAAUUCAUAUAUAUAGAUUCGAAAGAGAAACUGGUACUCUACCCGGAAAAGAGAGAGGGGGAGUGAGAGAGAGACUAGACAGAGCCCUUUGUACUACGGAAUGGAGACUGGGAUUGACCCUGCCUGCUAUUGAUCCUAUUUAGAGCUUAUCUUUCUCCUUAGAAAAGUCUUCGUCCCUAGCUACUAGAAUUAUAGGACUAAAGAUGUUGGUCGUAGGUCAACCUGUAUGGAGUUGUGCUUGUGCCAUCACUAAGGGUGGCCUUCCAACAUCAAUUGACCCCACCCGAGUUUACUGAAGCUAUGUUAGUUGAAUUGGACGGUCUAGAGGAGGAAAGGCUGAAAUGGCGCAACCAAAGGAGUCCGUUCAGAAAGACUGAACACUAACGCCACAUUUUGUUCUCUUUUUGUGUUUAGUGCAUUCUGAAGCCUGAACUGCCAAUCUGGUGAAGAACAAUGAAGUCUUUCUCUUUCAAAAAAAAAAACAAUGAAGUCUUUCUUGGCAAGAUCACUAAUGCCUCCACUGCACAAUCGUGCAAGAAUUCUGAACCGUGUCUUUCUUAAACCACGACUAUUCCAACAAUGUGUGCGUGGGAUUAUUUUCUGCUGUGACUCGAGCAAGAAUAUGAAGAAACUGCAAUCAUACACUGCCCCGAUACAAGUAUUUUGUAGGCAGAUACAGCAAUAUUGUAUGUGUAAUUAAUCUUUAUUUUUUAAGGUAAUUUCUCUAAUUUUGAUUGUUUACCGAU